Molecule: messenger RNA, 3957 nt
Organism: Drosophila hydei
Lineage: Eukaryota; Metazoa; Arthropoda; Insecta; Diptera; Drosophilidae
Gene: Usp1
Product: ubiquitin carboxyl-terminal hydrolase 1
Exons: 5
Coding region: 470-3817 (1115 amino acids)
Biological process (GO): protein deubiquitination
Cellular component (GO): nucleus; cytosol
Molecular function (GO): cysteine-type deubiquitinase activity; cysteine-type endopeptidase activity
Source: RefSeq, a predicted model, not a curated record
GUCUACUAUAACGAGUAGCAAUACAACGAGUGAACAUCAUCUGCCAUCGAGAGCGGCCGUACGCUUACGGCGCAUAAGUUUAACUAAUUUCAGUGCCUCAAACCACUUGAAACUAUAAAUAAAAUAAAUGUUAAUGUGUAAGUGCAGCACCGCUACAAUGCCCUGAAGUGCAGCAGUGAAGAAAGUUUUCCUAACCAGGUACAAAACCCGUUGGACAGUCAAACGAAUACCGCCGCAGUGAAAAAAAGUGAAAAUUAGAGUGUGUGUGGUGUCAGCUUAGCGAGUGCGGGGAGCGUUGCAUGCGUACGUAUGUGUGUGUAUGGUUCUUACGUUGCGCUGCGUUACGUUGCAAGUGAAAUUUCAUGACAUUUGGCAGCGGCAAUUGAAAUUGUUUAUUUUUCUCAAGGCAAUGCUACACCGAACAUAGCAACCGCCCGCAAAUGUUGUUCCCAAAAUAUGAUAAUGAAAGAUGCACGAAUAUGAAAUAUAUGAGCUGAAAGAGGAACAAGCACGUCUUCCGCCAAGCAGCAACAGUAACAACACCACCACCAGUAACAGCAACUCAGACAAUUAUCAACACCCGUACAUUUCGUCGAAGUCAGACACUUCAGAGACACCCCAAGCUUCCACGACAUCUGCAGCGACUAAAUCCGACGAGCCGUCGUCGCCAACGUCAACGUGUUCUGUCAUAUAUCCAGAAGUACAAGAGUACGUAGAUCAGGUUGCACAGCCGCAACAAACAGCCCAUAAAGAUAUUGAAGCGGCGCCUAAACGUAAACGGGUUCGACGCGUUUAUGUGGCAGAGUUUUCGCGGUGUGCUAGUCUAAGGUCACGACAAACAGCUGCAAUAAACCUACCGCCCAUACCGGAGAGAUCAUCAACUCCGCCACCAACAGUACAGUCAUCACCGACGCCCACAGAGGCUACAGAGUAUCUUAAGUAUAUAAAGUUAGAACAUUUCCAACCCGAGUUUUGGAAUCGCAUUGAGGAGGAGCCCGAACCGAAGCUAACUGGAAAAAAGAGACGCGGAGGGAGUGGAGGUAUCACCGGAAGAAAUCGCAAACGUCGCCCCAGGAUCGAAAUCGAUUCUAAUUUCUCAGCGGAGACAGCAGCGGCCAUUGCUGCGGCUCAAAUUGAGCUUGAUUCGAGUAAACCAGCGUCUCGGGCUUUUCGGAAACGCAAACGCAGCUGCAACAUGUCGUUAUACGAUCGACGGUAUCAGACGUCUACUGACGAACAGCGGCGCGUGGCCAAUGGUUAUACGUCCAGUGGCACUGGCUUGCGUGCUGGUAACUCAGCCGUCUCCGGAGACAGCGACACACCCGAACUGCAGAGUCAUCAGUAUUAUGGUCCAGCCGGUGGCAGCAAUUCAAGCGGUGCAAGCUCUAACCCCGGAAGCGGACUAAAUGGCAGUGGUGGCACAACAUUGAAUCAUGUCCCAGCUAUGGGUACGCUGUGCAACAUUGGCAACACAUGCUAUCUGAAUUCGGUGGUGUAUACACUACGUUUUGCCCCGCAUUUCUUACAUAAUUUGCAUCAUCUCAUUCACGAUUUGAAUGUGGUGCAACAGGCAAUACAGCGUCAACAGAAUGCCAAGUCCGCCUCGCUGGGCCGCAACGUUAGCGGCGGUGGUGCCCAAUUGGAGCAUGCACGUAGCUGGAGCAGCAAAGACUUAGCCACGACGGACCCGUACAAUAGUACCAGUAAUGGCAGCAGCAUCAACGCCGCCAACAGUGGAAGCAAAAAGUCAACACAUCAGUCGGUCAGUGAGAAAUUGCACGAUCUGUAUAACAGUCUGCACGGCAAUGAGAUGGCCGAUUCUAGUGAGCCCUAUCAUGCGGACACACUGUUGCAUGCCAUACAGGAUGUCAAUGCCACAUUCGAGGGUAAUCAGCAACAGGAUGCGCACGAGUUUCUAAUGUGUGUGCUGAAUUGUAUACGCGAAACGAAUCAGUCGCUGAUAAAGGCCAUUGGCGAAUGUCCAGAAGUGAUUGCGAAUGGUUACAUUGCCAAUCCUGAUGAUGCGGACACAGUCGAUUCGAUGGAGCGUUCUGAUGUGGGCAAUCAUGCGCUGAUGAGCGCCUCCGGCAAUGGCUCUAUAGCAACUAGUCAAAAUCAAACUACCACAACAAAAACGUCAUUUUUUUCGCGAAAAUCUAAGAGAAAAGAUGAAGUGAAGUCCUCAAAGGCGACACGAUUGCAGUCACCGCUUAAAGAUAAUAGUCCAACCACAGCCGGCGGUGGCAUGGCAACCUCACAUGUCGCCUCCAAUAGUCUAUUCUAUUUAAAUACAGUCGAUCUCAGCGGUGCCAGCGCUUCGGCGGCUGUUGCUGCUGCUGCUAAUACCACAGCAUCAGUUGCAUCGACCGCACCUGCAAAAUAUUCCAGUGAUGAUGAAAUCAAUACGGCUAGUCUGCUUAAGGAUAAAAUGCGUCUAGAGGAGCGCAUUCGUGAGCUGAACAUCAACUUCUUCAGCUCCGAUUUUGAAGGCAUUGUGGUGCUGACCACCAAAUGCUUGAGCUGUGAGACAAUUACGCGUCAGAAGCAGGGCAUGCUCGAUAUCUCAGUACCUGUGCCGAUUUCGGGUUAUGAUAAUGCCGAAUUACAGGAAAAACCCAGCGCCUAUAUACAGAACUCGUGCAUAACGCGGGAAUAUUUUCGCGGCGAUAACAAAUACAGCUGUAAUCAGUGUACGGGCUACACUGAGGCCAUACGCUCCAUAUCGUAUGAGGUGCUGCCCCGUCUAUUGGUCAUCCAGUUGAAUCGGUUUUCGGGCGGCAUGGAGAAGGUCAGCACGUAUGUGCCCACAACAUUUACGUUGCCCUGCUUCUGUGCCAAGUGCUGUGAGCUGAGCGAUGCUAACAAGCUGCACGUAUAUAAGUUGUACAGCGUCAUAACGCAUGUGGGCGCUACGUUAACAGUGGGUCAUUAUAUAGCAUACACAUGCUUUUUGGAUUUGGCCAGUGAUUAUGUCAAUUGCCCCAAGGAUCGGCGGAAUGCAACUACCAGCGCGCAGCAACACCCGUCAGCGGCAACAGCAGCUGGCAAUGAGAAUGCGGCACCGAGCAAUAAUGGUAUUAGCAGCAUUGCCAGUAUACCUGUUUCAGCGGCCGCUUCGGCGUUAGCCUCAUCAGGCACCAGUUUGAUAAAGAAAAUGAAAUUUGGUCGCAGCAAAGCAUCCAGUAGCGGCGACAUGAGCAAAAAUGUUAAGCAAGUGAACGGAUUCAACAGCAAGACCAUCACCAAUGGCAUUGGCAAGCUCAGCAUGAACACCACCUGUCAUGGCGUCAACUGUUGUGCGAUGCGCUUGUGCUGCAGCCAACAGGCCAGCGUAGCGGGCAGCAAUAGUGCCAGCAACAGUGACUUCAGCGAGGAAUCCCUGCAGAAUGGCAGCAACAGCAAUCUCAGCUAUGGCAGCGGCACCAACAGUUGCGCAUCGUAUCCCACGGGCUAUGGCAGCACGGGGCGUGGCGGGGUUAAAGCUAACUUCGCCCAGGGCAACAGCAACGAGCCCAUUUGGUAUAUGUGCGACGAUGAUAAGAUCAAGGCGAUGACACAGCGUGAAUUUGAGGAGCUGCUCUCGCCGACGCGCAAAAUCACAAUAACACCAUAUUUGCUGUUCUAUGCACGCUUCGAUUUGCAGCCGGCGACGCCACAGAAGCCAUGCUCAUCAUCCACACCUCCACCACAGCAGUCGAUGUCAUCGGCGUCGUCGUCGGCAGCAGCAGCAACAGCCCAAGGAGCUGUGCCGGCGCAGCAGCUACCGCAGAGCUCCUGGUCAAAUGAUAACCUGCAAAGUGGCUUGCACAAGAUUUGAAAAGUUUUUGCGACGCUGCGCAAGGUCAUCAAAUGUAAAACAGAUGUGCCCUAGAAGUAACAGCAGCAUUAAAUAAGCAACUAUAUGAAUAGAGCAGCUAUGUAGGAACUUACAUUCAAAUACAUUAUAUAGAUAUAUAU